This is a messenger RNA of Monascus purpureus, 1014 nucleotides long. The record is from the annotation of a GenBank genome assembly. NCBI's taxonomy places the organism in Eukaryota, Fungi, Ascomycota, Eurotiomycetes, Eurotiales, Aspergillaceae.
AUGUUCCUAGCUUAUUAUCUCCACUCGCUCCUGGACACCGUCCUGUCCUACUACAAAAUCAUCGAGACCAGAGAAGUAGGCUGGAUCACUAUCGACCGCCAAUCGGGACAAUUCAAACGCGAGCAACAGCCCCUCUGGAAGAAAUUCAAGCUCCUGCUCCUCUUCAAUCCGUUGACAGAAUGGAUCGACCGAACGCACUGGAUGAGACUCUGGACGCGUGACAAGAGCGUUGCAGCCGGAGGCCGGGAGAGGCAACCUCGCUCCCACCGCGAGAUCAAGGGCUUUAUCGACUUCUACCAGAUUGACAUGUCGGACUUCUCUCCCUCGGAUCCCGAAGAGUAUCCGACCUUUGAGGACUUCUUUGUGCGCAAACAUGCCUCCCAUGCCCGGCCCAUCUAUCAACCGGAGGACCGUACCAAAGCGAUCGUUGUCACCGACGCUAGAGUCGCUGUGUUUCCUUCCGUCACUCGGGCAAAAGAGCUCUGGAUUAAAGGGAGCCAAUUCACCAUCGGGAAACUCAUUGAAGAUGAGAAGAAGGCAGAUACAUGGAACGACGGCGCCGUGGCCAGUUUCCGACUCAGUCCCCAGGAUUAUCACCGAUACCACUCCCCCGUUGCAGGGAAGGUGAAAUGGUACAAACGGAUCCCGGGGAGUUAUCUCCAGGUUGAUCCGGUGGCGCUUCAUUCAAGCGUAAACAUCCUGACGGAGAACGCGAGAUGCUGCGUUUGUAUUGACUCCUCGGAGUUUGGGCAGGUAUUGUUCGUAGCUAUUGGAGCCACAGAUGUUGGAACAGUCGAGUAUGUUCGCCUUAACAUUUCAGACCUUUUGACAAAGAUGAUGCUGACAGCCGUAGGUUCCACGAGCCCAUGCGCCAGCCCGGCCACGAUGUCGAAAAGGGAGAAGAAAUCGGCCUUUUUCAGUUCGGGGGUUCAGCCAUCGUUGUCGUGUUCGAGAAUGGGAGGAUCGGGUUCGAUGAGGAUCUGCUGGUUCCCAGUAACAAGGAGAUCAACAUAG